Molecule: messenger RNA, 1413 nt
Organism: Penicillium malachiteum
Lineage: Eukaryota; Fungi; Ascomycota; Eurotiomycetes; Eurotiales; Aspergillaceae
Exons: 2
Coding region: 1-1413 (470 amino acids)
Biological process (GO): proteolysis
Molecular function (GO): aspartic-type endopeptidase activity
Source: RefSeq, a predicted model, not a curated record
AUGCCUUUCAAAUUACUCCUUUUGCUCGCCUGCCUAGCGUGGGAUGAGGUGAGGGCAUUGUCACUCCAUCAGCGCGAUGUACCUGCUGUGGUCAAGCUUCCGAUUACACGCAGAACCGAUAAUCCAACUCGAUUGGAAAAAAGGACUUCGAAUGUCUCGACCUUCUUCGAAGUAGAGUUACCCGUCUAUGACCCCCUGUACUAUUCCAACUUGACUAUUGGUACGCCACCUCAAACAAUUCAAUUUGGGUUGGAUACAAGUAGUGGCUAUCUACAGACGACAGCCACCAAUGCGACAUGGUGUACGUAUUCAAGCUGUGCAAGCGGGUUUUUCGAUGUCAAUGCCUCUUCAACUUACAAGUUCGCCAACGGGAAUUUCAAUGUUACAUACUUUACCUUGAAUGACGUUUUCACUGGAGACUUUGGAGAUGACGUUGUGGUCAUAGAUGGUGUUACACUAUCGGCCAUGGACCUGGCAGUGAAUUACGGCCCAAUGCCAAACAGUAUUCUUGGCUUGGGUUAUAUUUCAGGAAAGACUUCAGAGGCACCUGCGACGAUCCUUCAGGCUUUGGUCAACGGCGGGCAUAUCAAUUCCGCUGCAUAUAGUCUAUGGGUGGACGGAUCGACGGACACGGGGACAGAAGGAGCUAUUCUUUUUGGUGGUGUGGACACGGCUAAGUAUUCUGGGGACCUACAUACUAUGUCUAUCCCGGCAUCCAAUGGUAUUCACUACCUCCCUGUAGUGCUAGUGACAGAGAUUACUCUUCAAAAUGGGACCUCGAACAGUCAAACAUCUGGCCUACCUGAAUAUAUGGUUUUGGAUUCAAUGGUCUCGCAGACCUUCCUCCCAAACGAUAUUGUUGAGGGACUUUACCAAGACUUGGGUAUUUGGUGGGAUAGCGAUUCCCAAGUGGGAGUCAUCGACUGCACUACGAAACAGAAAGAUUACAAUAUAAAGUUCACGUUUAUCAACUUCAGCAUCAGCAGCCCAGUUAGUGAUUUCAUCGGUCCCGGGAACAGUGGAGAUUGCGACUUCAAUAUUGUGCCAAAUUUUGGCGUGCCAUCAGUGCUAGGGAGCAAUUUCUUGCGUAAUGCCUAUGUGGUUUACGACUUAUCCAACAAUGAGAUAUCUAUGGCGCCGACCAAUUUCGAUGAGAGUGAGGGACAAGUUUUGGAAAUUGGCAGUGGAGCCACUUCUAUCUCCGGCGUCUUUGAAACCGCUACUGCAGUAGCGACUGUUCCAACCGCUGCUGUGAGUCCGACGGGAGUUUGGGUGUUUCCUGCCAAGUCCACCUCAAGUGCCUUGACUGCUAGUUCAACUUCAACUAGCAUGGGAGUGGCGGCUGCUCCGACCGCCAACUCCAAAAAUAUCAUGGCUGGAAUUGUUGGGGCGGGACUUGUGAUCGCUCUGUAG